Gadus chalcogrammus (walleye pollock) is the source of this 2217-nucleotide messenger RNA. RefSeq lists its product as uncharacterized. The record is from RefSeq and is a predicted model, not a curated record. Bases 322 to 1425 code for a protein of 367 amino acids. Lineage: Eukaryota; Metazoa; Chordata; Actinopteri; Gadiformes; Gadidae. The transcript has 2 exons.
ACCAUGGCGGAGGCAGAUCGAUACAACCUACCUAAAUUGUCCUACGACGACGUCCUAAGGAUCGUAAAUCAGCACUCACGUGUCGAAACAUCUAAACUACGCAAAGGAUAUAAGUUCUUCUGGGAGAAGUACAUUUUUAAUUACAGAAGUAAGUGUUUCAAAUCUGUUGACACUGUGUAGCUUGAAUGUGACAGAUAGCACUAAUGCUGCUAUCCAUUUUGAUGGUACGCUGGUACGAACGACCAGCUUCAGCGAGAACGUGACGUAUUUCCCUUGCUCCAGCCUUCCAGAUGCCAAUUGUGUCUGACGAGUUUGAAAAGAAUGGACGCCAAAAGGAGAGCAGUUUUGUCAAUCACACUGGACACUUUCCUAGAACAGGAAAUCAUGGCUGUGAUUUUCCUGAAACAGUUCCAGAAUCUCGUGGAAGAAGAUAGAAGUAAACACAAACGGGCUGUGGUUGAGGCUCUGUAUGUGCUGCGGCCCAGAGUGAACAUUAUCCUGAAGUCUGGCACAGAGUGGCAGAUAAUGCUAGACAUGGAUGAUCACAAAUUUGCCCGGCAUUUCAGAGUAUCCAAAACCCGGUUUGACGUCCUUAAAGAGUACCUACAGGAGGGUGGCCUGCAAUGUGACCACAGCCAUGGGCUGCCCCCCCUGCCUAUUCCCAAGAAGGUACUCAUGUUCCUGUGGUACAUGGGUAACCAGAACUGCUUCCGGGAGAUAUCAGACAAGUUUAACGUCUCAUCUUCAUCAGCACACCGCACCAUACUCCAAGUGCUAACCAUCAUGUCCACCCUUGGCUGGGGUUUUGUCUCUUGGCCUAAAGGCUGUGAGAAGAGGGUGUCUGCCACCAGCUUCCAACGCACAUGUGGCCAUGAGAGGGUCAUUGGAGCGAUUGAUGGCUGCCACAUUAGAUUACAGUGUCCACGGGUCAGAGGAGUGGACUACAUGAACAGGAAGUCCUUCUACUCUGUCCUCCUCCAGGGGAUUGUGGAUGCUGAAGGCCGAUUCAUCAAUGUCUUCACUGGAAUGCCUGGCAAAGUGCAUGAUGCCCGGCUGCUGCGGUCCUCCUGGUUUUUCCAAGAAUGGCAGGAGAGGAUGGGGGAGUACCGUCUGCUGGGGGAUAGUGCAUACAUCGGUCAGGAUUUUCCCUUCAUCAUCUCCCCCCGGCGUGAAAACGGGGCUCUUACUGAUGCAGACCUUCGUCGCAACACCGACAUCAGCCGGGGAAGAGUCAUCAUUGAGCAGGCAUUUGGGAGGAUGAAAUGCAAGUGGAGGCGCAUUAGAGACUUGCAGAACACAUGCACUGUCACUAUUGCGAAGAUCAUCUUGGCUGCAUGUUAUCUUCACAACUUUGCCCAAGGUGCCUCGAUAGGAUGUGAUGAACACCCAGAUGGAUGUCCAAGAGAGGAUGAUGCCAACCAGUAGGAAGAGGUGUUCCGGCAAUUCUUGGCAAAACAAAAGACUAUUUCUGACUUCUAUUAUGUUCAUUAUUCAUUACGUUCAUUCAUCUAUUAUGUUCACUAUUCCUGUGUUUUGGAAUAAAAGUGUUGAACCAUAAAAGUUACGCUUCUUCAUUUGUAAACCAAUUGAUAUAAUGGGGGAAAUGGAAAGGCUUGGGUAGAAUAGUAAUCACAUUGUAGAACCAGAUAAAAACAUUUAAGUCAAUGUGUGAAAAUGUCUCGGGUGAAAUUCAAACACACACAGGCAUGGUCGAGUUUAAAAUUAUAUUUUGUUUUACUAUAGGGUAUAAAAAGGCAAGUUGGACAAAACAAAGUUAUUACAAUAAUACAACUCUUGUAAUAAUACAAAUCUUGGUAAUAAAGUGCAAAUUGUUUGUAUAAAAUAAAUGCAAAUAAAUAAUAAAGUGAAAAAUAGUGCAAAACAAAGGUUAAUUUAACUUGAAUGAACUUAUGAACCUGUUGAACCUGUCCAUUUAAGUUCAAUGCUUGAAGCAUUGAACUUAAAUGGACAGGAUUAUCGCCUCACAUCUUGUCCACCAUCCUUGUAAACUGCGUGAGGAGCUCCCGCCGAUCUUCCCUCAUCUCCCGCAGGGUGUCCUUCAUGAAGUCCUCCUGCCGCUUCAGAGCAUCAGCCCUCUCCUCAUCAGACGACUUUAGGUAGGCCACCAGCUCAUCCUGCUUCGUUGGACGCUUCCUUGGCCUCGAUGGAGGCCAAGGGGAGAUGGAGCUCGUGGACCACACUGGUGAGGGAGCUCUU